Messenger RNA from Phialemonium atrogriseum, 721 nucleotides. RefSeq lists its product as uncharacterized. Bases 174 to 617 code for a protein of 147 amino acids. The transcript has a single exon. The record is from RefSeq and is a predicted model, not a curated record. NCBI's taxonomy places the organism in Eukaryota, Fungi, Ascomycota, Sordariomycetes, Cephalothecales, Cephalothecaceae.
GACGUAAUGAUAUAGAGAGUUAAUGAAGUAUUUGAGAGUUGGCUUUAAUGGGAUGUGUUGAUCGGAUACCCCCCGGGGAGAUACAGAUGGGCUGUUACGGGUUGGAUCAUGUCUCGGCUUGGUCGAAUGCUAUACAACAUGGAUGAUGGUUAUCCUGGCUGGGAUUGAGCCUGAUGAAACGGAGCAUUGCCCUCCUUUCUCAUCCCCGUAUUGGGCUGUCUCUUUUGCAUGUUUUUCUGUCAGCGGCGUUAGCAUUUUCGUUGGAAGGUGGUAAACAGGUGUCCGAGAUUUGGAUAGGAAUCGGGGAAGGGGUUGGCUCACCUUUGGAUAUAUACAUACGGAUGGACAGGGGAUGGGGUUUGGGUCUUCUUCCUUUUCUUUGCUUCUCUCUUCCGUCUUUAACUUUUCCUCCUCUCCCUCUGUCUCCUCACUUUUUCUUCUUUCCCAUUUCUCAAAAGAUAGGCGAAGAAGGGGCCAGGGGAAAGAGAAUUAUUCCUGAAGCGGUGUGUGGUGGGGGAGCAAGCACAUAUAUAUGUACUGUACCUUUAUUCAUCGCUUCCACUCGCCUUCGUGUGGUUAUCAAGCAUUGCAAAAAUAUAAAUGGAUGUGGCCGUUAAUCUCGACGAGGCACCGGAAACCCGGUUUGCGAUCUGAGCGCCCGGUUAAAGAGAUGACAAUUUGGACGGGGUUGUGUUAUUGGUUGCCGGACGCUACCGACAGA